AUGGGUCAUGGGUUUAUUGGAGUUAUGGGGGCUGUAGGGGCUGGUCCAACAUUUGGUAUCAGAGCCUUAGGCUCAACACGUGGGAUCUGUGAAGAGGUUCUAUGUGAACCUGUUGUUGUUGAGUCGCCUGCCCAGAAGCCAUCCACAAAGAAACUAAACAGUAAAAGUUAUCAUGGUGAAGCUAUGCUGGUUGGAAGGGCCAAUGUUGGAUUGUCCAUUUCAGAAUGGCCGAUAUAUGAAAAAGACGACAAUACCAUCUACAAGAUGCUAACCACAAGCAAGAAUUACAUGUUGAUACUCAAAAAAUGUCUCUGGUUGAAUAGAGGAGAAGAUCAGAUAAAAGAUAUUUUCGGUCUCGAGUUCGAAGAAUCUUGA
This is a messenger RNA of Lactuca virosa, 375 nucleotides long. Lineage: Eukaryota; Viridiplantae; Streptophyta; Magnoliopsida; Asterales; Asteraceae. The record is from the annotation of a GenBank genome assembly.